CAGGAGCCUCGGAUCCCAGAUUUGAAUCAGUAAUAACCCCCUCUGAACGAUGAGCUCUCGGGAAGAUGAGAACAAGCCGAUCCUGCCUCCUGGUCCAGCCGUUGGCCGCAAGGUCACGGGCUACCUCAGCAUCGGUGGUCAGCAGUCCUUCUGUUCCCGUGUGCCUUGCGAAGGGGCUACGGGGGCCAACUUUGUGACUUGUCCCACCUGCCAGGGCACUGGGGAGAUCCCUCAAGAGCUAGAGAAGCAGCUGGUAGCCCUCAUCCCCUAUGGGGACCAAAGGCUGAAGCCCAGGCACACGAAGCUCUCCGUGUUCCUAGCAGUGCUUAUCUGCCUGGCGACCACCACCCUCCUCAGCUUUUUCCUGUUUCCUCACUCCAUCGCUCUGUUCUCUGCGGGCCUCAACUCCUCCACAGUGGCCUUUGACGAGGCCAACAUCUACCUCAAUAUAACGAGUAUCUUGAAUGUCUCCAAUAACAACUACUACCCCAUCACCGUGACCCAGCUGACCCUUGAGGUCCUGCACCUGUCCCACGUGGUGGGGCAGCUUUCCAAGAGCAGCCACCUCCACAUCGGCCCUUUGACCAGUAAACAGAUACCUUACACAGUAGCCAACACGAUCCAGGAUGAAAGCACGUAUAAAAUCUGUAAGUUCCUGAAGAUCAAAGUCCACCAUGUGCUUUUACAAAUCCAGGGCACCCUGACCUACUCCUACCUGAGCGAGUCGGAGCAGAAGGUUUUCCAGAAUAUUGAAUAUCUGGACUGCCGGGAAAACAGGUCACUGCCCCACUCACUGUCUUCUCAACUUUGACCUGUCUGCUGUCCCCGAGCUCCAGGUACCUGCCAACCUGGUCCAUGUUGCCCAUGUGUCUGUGACCAAGAAAGGAUUAUAGUGACUUUGCCAGAGGAAAAGACCUUUAUCUCACCCUCACUGCAUUUCCUCUAGUUCUGUAGAAGCUAACUUCACACACAUACUCGCACCCUCACACUUAAUAUCCUCUGACUCCCCAGAGGUUGAGAUGUGCGUCUGGUAGCCCAUGGCCCUGUCUUGAGGAAAGUCUGGCCUGAUGUUUAUGGGAGCUGCCUUGAGUCCCAGGGUGGCCCCUGGCCUUUCCUGUGCUGAGCUCCUUGG
Condylura cristata (star-nosed mole) is the source of this 1132-nucleotide messenger RNA. It is a transcript of the gene TMEM106A, whose product is annotated as transmembrane protein 106A. The coding region runs from base 50 to 811 and encodes 253 amino acids. The transcript is spliced from 8 exons. Lineage: Eukaryota; Metazoa; Chordata; Mammalia; Eulipotyphla; Talpidae. The record is from RefSeq and is a predicted model, not a curated record.